CGGGCGGAGCCCGCGGAGCCUGGCUGCCGUGGGCCCGGAGGGGCGCUGCCCGUCCGUCCGUCCGUCCGUCCGUCCUGCCGUGCUGGUCAGCGUCUGUCCGUCCGUCCGUCCGUCCGUCCUGCCGUGCGGGUGCUGUGCUCUCUUUUUCUCGCCCUGACUCCUGCCAGGCAUGGUGCCAGAUCACCAGCGUGUCUGAAUCACACUCUCCUCUCCUCACCUCUAUGGAGGGGGCUGGCAAUCAAACAAACUGGAGCAAUUCCCUUCCUUCUGGAAGCAAAUACCACCUCUACAUUGGCUUGGCUUUGGCUAUAGGCUCCAGUAUCUUUAUUGGUUCUAGUUUCAUACUCAAGAAGAAAGGACUUUUGAAACUGGCAGACAGAGGAGUCACCCGAGCUGGACAAGGUGGAUAUUCUUAUUUGAAGGAAUGGGUUUGGUGGGCUGGACUGCUAUCAAUGGGAUUAGGAGAAGCUGCAAACUUUGCUGCCUAUGCCUUUGCACCUGCAACCUUGGUUACCCCCUUGGGUGCCCUGAGUGUUCUCAUAAGUGCUAUAUUGUCAUCCUAUUUUUUAAAUGAGAAGCUGAAUAUUCAUGGAAAGCUGGGCUGUGUACUGAGCAUUUUGGGGUCAACAGUCAUGGUUAUUCAUGCCCCAGAGGAGGAGGAGGUCACCUCACUAGAUGAGAUGGAAAGAAAGCUGCAAGAUCCAGUGUUUGUUACAUUUGCUGUUCUGCUGACAGUCGUUGCCCUUGUCCUGAUCAUUGUUGUGGCUCCAAAGAGAGGUCAGACAAACAUACUGAUCUACAUUUUAAUUUGCUCUCUCAUCGGUGCCUUCUCCGUCUCGUCUGUGAAGGGUCUGGGCAUUGCCAUCAAGCAGCUGCUGCAGAGGAAGCCAGUCUAUCGCCAUCCCCUGGUUUACAUUCUGGUGGGCAUCCUGGUGCUCUCAGUCAGCACUCAGAUCAGCUACCUCAACAAAGCCCUGGACGUGUUCAACACAUCCCUUGUGACGCCCAUUUACUACGUGUGCUUCACUGCCACAGUGGUGACGUGCUCCAUCAUCUUGUUCAAGGAGUGGAGCAGUAUGGAACCGGGUGACAUCAUUGGAACCCUGAGUGGAUUCUGCAGCAUCAUCAUUGGCAUCUUCCUACUGCACGCUUUCAAGAACACUAACAUCACCUGGAGUCAGCUGAUGUCCUCUGUUGCCAAAGAAUCGUCACCGCCACACCGUGACUCUGAAACCAGUCACACUUUGCUGGAGAGCAUGGAAAACCCAGCUUUGGCAUAUGAGGAGGACAACAUUUUAUUCAGUCAGUGAAACACUCAAGCAGUGUUCAUCGUCAAAGUAUCAUGAAUUGCAAACUCAGCCCACCCAUGUCUACGAGAAAGCCCAACUCUUCUGCAGUCCUCUGGAAAUUUGCCUGUGGGGCCUGUUAAGUGUGGACCACUCCUCUAUCAGCUGUUGGCAGUAACGAGUGAAAAUGGUCAGUAAUUAGCACAACAGACAGAAACCUGGUGGUGAUUAUAUGUUAGACAAUUAAAAACAUGGUCCUUUUUUAAUGCAGCCUCUCUUCCUGGGAAAUUUUAGCAAAACAGAAUGGUCUUUGUAAGCCAUGUUUAAAAAUACAGUUUUCUUUUGAUGAUAAAAGACAAUCCUUGCUGAAGUGGCAGGUACUCUGCUAUUAUCUUGUGAUGGCCUUAAUAUUUCUGGCUGUCUUUAUAUUUUUGUAAUUUAUUGCCAAGCAAGCUUGUAAAUACUCUACAUGAAGGAUAUUCAUUGAAGACAUAACAUGAAGAAAACAGUGUUUAACCAUUUUAGUUUUUCAUUUAAAAUUUUGUGCAAGAUUUUUUUCACUUUUGAUGACCUUCCAAUGAACAUUGAUUGGAUGUGACAAAAAAAUUUUAGCAAAUACAAUUCUUGAUAUAUCUCAGCUUUUCUACCCAAGGAAUCCUGAAUGGAUUGUGAAUUCCUGAAUGUGCCUGUACUUUUUUAUUUCAAAACUAAGACCAAGUUUAAGAAAAAAAAAUGCAU
This is a messenger RNA of Zonotrichia leucophrys gambelii, 2024 nucleotides long. It is a transcript of the gene NIPAL1, whose product is annotated as NIPA like domain containing 1. Gene Ontology annotation, molecular function: magnesium ion transmembrane transporter activity. The record is from RefSeq and is a predicted model, not a curated record. Gene Ontology annotation, cellular component: membrane. The transcript is spliced from 6 exons. The coding region runs from base 222 to 1310 and encodes 362 amino acids. NCBI's taxonomy places the organism in Eukaryota, Metazoa, Chordata, Aves, Passeriformes, Passerellidae. Gene Ontology annotation, biological process: magnesium ion transport.